Chaetomium globosum CBS 148.51 is the source of this 2181-nucleotide messenger RNA. RefSeq lists its product as uncharacterized. The transcript is spliced from 3 exons. NCBI's taxonomy places the organism in Eukaryota, Fungi, Ascomycota, Sordariomycetes, Sordariales, Chaetomiaceae. Bases 1 to 2181 code for a protein of 726 amino acids. The record is from RefSeq and is a predicted model, not a curated record.
AUGGCGGGGCGCCAGGCGAUGUCGAUGGAGGCGAUGCUUGAUGAAGAACGGAAAGAGGUGCUUGCACUUUUAGAGGGAACGAAUGCACGACCAAGACCUCCCAGCUCGCUAGAGGCGCGCUCCCCAUCACCCUAUACCCCCCGCUCCCCGGUGCGCAGCAUGCUAGACAUUGGUGAUGACCCUCCGUUCCUUACGCUCCUCUCUCCAGUGCUCCCCAAGAAUCUUGGUACUAAGACGCCAUGCGCCCCUGCAGCCCCCGUGAGGAGUAUGCUCGAUGUGGACAGCCCGCCACCGCCGAAACCAGUCCGAAGCAUGCUGGACGUGGACAGCCCACCCAUCGCCGCAAAACAAGUAUUGAGUACGCCCUCGUCGCCGACCGAGUCCCAUGCCCGCGCCCAGGCGGCUAACAACGCCCACCCGAGGAGUAUGUCGGACGCCUCCGUGAGGCCUGUCGACUUUGGGCCGAGGUUGGGUCCCGCACGGGUCGAUCCGACAAGUGAGUACCAGUUUUCCGGGAUUAUCACGACCCACGGAGGCCAGGCCCUGCCGAAACGAGUCACGCAGGGUGGUAAGCGGUCCGGUGUGGUGCCCGAUCAGGGCAACAAGCGAUCGACUGCAAUGGCCGAGAUAAUGAGGGGCAACGACAUCUCCGGCCUGGCCCUGCCUGGAGACCGAGGGCGUCACCAUUCCGCAAGCGGUCCGCCAAUGCGUCCGGGGAACAAGUCUAAAUCGCCCUCUAGCCGUUCGGGCAUGCGCUCGCACUCCCCUCGAGGACCCCUCUUACGAAACCUGAGCCCCGCUGCCCGAGCAGUGGUCAACGACCCCGAGAUAGCCGAUUACAAUAAUGCGUAUCGGCGCCUCUCAGACGCCGCGUUGGCCCGGUCUGGCGGGAGCUUGUCAGAGCUAGGAAAACGGAAACCCUCGACCUACAUGACUGGGGCUGGCAGGCUAGCUAAGGACUACCUGAGCCCCGACGGCGAACUAUUAGUCGAAGAUAGUAGCGAGGACAAUGGAAGCUCGUCUGGGGAGGAAGGACAACGUGGGAGGAAAGCUGCUCGGUCCGAAAACUCUGAUGCCCAACGACAAGCUAAAAGCUUGCUGGCCGCGGCCGAGGAAGAACGUAUCCAAGUGGCAUCACAGCAACCAUACCAGUACAGGUCACUUCUGGACGAGCCAGAAAUCACGGUGACGAACCCAUCCGGCGAGCGUGUAAAACACAACAAACCCGCCAUUCACCCGACCACCAGCUUUGAUGACCCCCCUGGGACGGGGACUCACACGCCUAUGGACUCAGAUACUGAGGCAGAUUUAACCGACAUCAAGAGGGCGCAAAAGCUGUCAUUCGCCAUGACUCAAAUUAUGGACACCCCCGAGGCGCACCGGACAAUCCAAAUCAUCACCCGAGGCGAGUACGCAAAGCUGGUCCAGGACGCCGAAGAAGAGCACCGGCCCCCGCGCAAGUACUUGGUGGCCACGGACCUGAGCGAUGAAUCAACCCACGCGCUCGAGUGGGCUAUCGGUACGGUCCUCCGCGACGGCGACACCCUCCUGGCCAUUUAUUGCGUCGAUGAGGAGACCGGCAUUGGUGCUGCCGACAAUGCACAGGUGCCGGACGAUCCCAGGGCCAUGAAAGAGCAGGCGGCCGCCAUCAACACGGUGACGUCGAGCAAGACGCCCAUCACGCCAAGCGGCACGGACCUACCGCUCCGAAACCAACGUCCCUGGCCGCUACUAUCGAACGCGUCGGACACGGGCACGACGUCAAGCGUCUCGCCGGCGCCGUCGAUCCACCGGGAGCGCAGCAAGGCCGAGGAGGAUAGGUACAAGACCGUGCAGGGCAUCAGCGAGCGCGUCACCAAGCUACUCCGCAAGACGCGCCUCCAGGUGCGCGUCAUUGUCGAAGUUUUGCACUGCAAGAACCCCAAGCAUCUGAUUACCGAGGUGAUUGACCUGGUCAACCCGACGCUGGUGAUCCUGGGGAGCCGGGGGAGGAGUGCAUUGAAAGGCGUCAUACUCGGCUCCUUCUCCAACUACCUCGUCACCAAGAGCUCCGUCCCCGUCAUGGUGGCGCGGAAACGCCUGCGGAAGCAGGGCAAAUAUAAGCGCGUGCCCUCGACACACCAGAUCAACAACAUCCAUAACCCGGCGGCGAGGAGUCUGGCGAGUGCGAAGAUUGAUUAG